Messenger RNA from Trypanosoma conorhini, 652 nucleotides. RefSeq lists its product as uncharacterized. The record is from RefSeq and is a predicted model, not a curated record. NCBI's taxonomy places the organism in Eukaryota, Euglenozoa, Kinetoplastea, Trypanosomatida, Trypanosomatidae. The annotation marks the transcript as partial. The transcript has a single exon.
CUCGCCGCAGCACGGCCGUCACGCUCGCAGGGGCGGCGGCCCAGCUGCCUCUUCGCUUGAGCUCCGCCCGGCGUGGGGGCCCCAUUGGGGUCGUUGCGUGGAGGACGCCCGCGCGUUGGACGGGGGAACGCGUUUGCCCACUGCGGCCCGACCCCGGCCGUGGGCCGCGUUGCGGGACCCGACGGCAUCCCUCGUGGAAAUUGCCCCUGCCGGCCUGCAAACGGCCUCGCCUGGAGACCCUUUGCCCUCCCACUACCACUGGGUCGUCGCGACGCAAGCGGUAAAGCGCUGCGGGGAGAGAAGUUCCCCCUGGCAGUUUCCAACCCUGCCGCGGGAUCGAGCCGGCGGCCGCGCCCCACUCCGGAGCCAUUUCCCGGAGCCCUCCGCGCGCAGGGGGAGCCCGCGCCCCCAAGAAAAAGCCCUGCUGGGACGGGGAACCGGCGGGGGACUCGCCGCUUCAGCGCGGGUGCUGCGGGCGUGGGCUUUUGCGGAGAAGGGGCUCUCCCCGCACGCGAGCGCAGCGUCGCGGCAAAGACGAAAAAAAAAAUCCAGAGGCGAAUGGCAGGACGCCACUUCAACUCCCCCGCGUGCCGUGACCCGGCGGUGGGCGGCGCCGAGGGCAUUCCCCCGCUUUACGCGGCACGAGCGCUGA